AUGCGCACACGCGUACAGCUCAGUGUUCGCGAAAGGAAAAAAGGCGAGCAGAACAGCAUCGGUCUGCCUAUGGCCGAACAAGCCACGGCGCUGUGAAAUAUCAUAACAAAGAGAGAGUCUGACUGUAAAUAAUACAGGUGGGAGCGACCGAGCAGGGGAAGCGCCGCAUGGCUCUUCAUAUGAACGCUGUGGCUUGAAAUGAGAACAGUAUGUUUACAUGAGGGCUCUUGAGACAGAGCGCUGACCGUUGAAAGAUUCGCAGAGUCGGGUUGCGUUGAUCGGUGAAGACAUUGCCGAAGAUGCUGAAGAGAUUGGCCGCGCCGGCGUCAUGCAGCAGCUGCCUUCUUGCCUUCCUCCUCGCCUUCGUCUCGCCCAGGUGUACGCUGUCUAUCGGUGCCGACAAAACUAUGGUGAACAAGGAGGAUUAUUAUAGCGCCACGGUCAACGCCACCGUUCUGGACCAUAAAGGCAAUCGUCAACAGAUGGUGACGAAGAAUGACGGGCGCUACGGGCAGAAUUCCCCCAAAACAGAGGCGAAGGGGAUCGUGAUCGCACCUGCUGCUGUUAAUGGGGCAGUGGAUUUGCAAGGCUGCAGUCCACACACCCGGUUCAUAGUCCCUCCGAAAACCACACACUGGGUGGCCAUUAUGCAGAGAGGGAAGUGCACCUUCAAGGAGAAGAUCCUUAAUGCAGCUGCUUUCAAUGCCUCGGCUGUCAUUAUCUACAAUAACAGCACCAAAGAGGACACAGUCACGAUGGCUCAUGAAGGCACUGGAGACAUAGUGGCGGUAAUGAUCACAGAGUCCUUUGGAAAGGAGAUUCUGGGAUUCCUGGAGAAGAACCAGACUGUGUUGGUGUCCGUGAUGGUUGGGUCACGAGGACUGCCCAAGAACAUCAACCGCGGCUCCUUGGUCUUCGUCUCCAUCUCCUUUAUCGUGCUGAUGAUUAUCUCCUCUGCUUGGCUGAUCUUCUACUUCAUCCAGAAGAUCAGAGACACCAGCGCACGGGACCGCAGCCAGCGACGGCUGGGCGAUGCUGCCAAGAAGGCCAUUAGCAAGCUGACUACCAGGACAGUAAAAAGAGGGGACAAGGAAACAGAGCCAGAUUUUAAUCAUUGUGCAGUGUGCAUUGAAGGUUAUCAGCUCAACGAUGUGGUCCGGAUCCUACCCUGCAAGCACGUCUUCCAUAAAAUGUGUGUGGAUCCGUGGCUAAAUGAGCACUGCACCUGUCCGAUGUGUAAACUCAACAUCCUCAAAGCUCUGGGAAUUAUGGUGAGCUCACACACAUACACAGGAGUGUCAUGUGCUCUGAGUGUGCUACGUUCAGUUUCGCUCUCGUGUUUUAUCUGUCUUGUUUGCGAUCAUCGCUUGCCUAUGGUUUCCUCUACUGUUCCAUGGAUUAGAGAAGUAUACCUCUUUUCUUCACGCCUCCACCUGUCGCCAGUUUCCUCUUCUCUUCGGCUCUCUGUCGAGAUGAUACCCAGGCCCCGCCCUCAACAGAAAAUGACCCCUCCCCCUUUUACUCUGUUAACAGAAGAGUGGUUUAUUGUUGCCAGCUUCGGCGUCCUCUCUGCUCUCACACUUUGCUACAUGAUCAUCAGAGCCACUGCCAGCGCCCCCACCUAUGAACUGAAGUUGGAAUGAAGAUAUUUGUGGCGUCCUCAUUUCUAAAACAGAAAUGCAUCCUGAAAAAUAAAGUUGCCAAUUACACUUCAAAUCCGUUUCAGACACAUGCAUUUGUAGUGUUAUUAGAGUUAAAGGGGUCAUAUAAUGCUGCUAAAAAUAACAUUAUUUUGUGUAUUUGGUGUAAUGAAAU
Messenger RNA from Sinocyclocheilus anshuiensis, 1815 nucleotides. RefSeq names its product E3 ubiquitin-protein ligase RNF130-like. The record is from RefSeq and is a predicted model, not a curated record. The transcript is spliced from 10 exons. Lineage: Eukaryota; Metazoa; Chordata; Actinopteri; Cypriniformes; Cyprinidae. The coding region runs from base 300 to 1643 and encodes 447 amino acids.